CCCGAUGGAAUCUUCAUCGGCAAGGGCUGCCGCCUCAGUGUACGUGUUCGUCUUUUUUCGUCAUGGGAGAGGCACAUCCCGGAGUGCCUUCUCCGUAUGCUUUUGGUCCGUGCCGGGAUUGAAAAGAACCCCGGACCCUGGUUCUGUUCCGUUUGCCAGAACCGCCUUCAUCAUCGGUCAGUGUCGGUGAGGUGUAACAGGUGCUUGGAGUGGGUACAUUUCCGUUCUUGCUCUGGCCUAACUUCGCUACGGGAGUAUAGUCAUACUGGCUAUGUCGCUAGGUGCUGUGCGAACAUAGCCAGCAGUGGGUCACAAGCGUCGCCGUCGUCGCCUUCGGCGUCCUCGUCGUCGGACUAUGUGACCCCCCCGACCUCUCCCGUACGGCAAUUUAUGCAAAGACAGCACCCUAGCCCUACUAUUGCCAGGCCAGUGUCGGGAAAUGUAUCGUUCCUGCAGUUAAACUGCAAUGGACUGCGAGGCAAGAUUGAUGAGAUUGUAGAUUUUAUGAGUCGGAAGAGCAUAUCGGUCGCAGCGAUCCAGGAGACAAAGCUGACUAACACCUGCAGCUUGCACAGUUGUCACGGCUACAAUGUGCUACGUAAGGAUCGCUCAAGGAAUGGAGGUGUUAGUCAGCUUUGUCUCCUGGAUCGCUGCGACCGAUAUGCUCUUCCGACUCAUAAAAUCUACAAUCUCAUCAAUCUUGCCUCGCAGUCCAUUGCAGUUUAACUGCAGGAACGAUACAUUUCCCGACACUGGCCUGGCAAUAGUAGGGCUAGGGUGCUGUCUUUGCAUAAAUUGCCGUACGGGAGAGGUCGGGGGGGUCACAUAGUCCGACGACGAGGACGCCGAAGGCGACGACGGCGACGCUUGUGACCCACUGCUGGCUAUGUUCGCACAGCACCUAGCGACAUAGCCAGUAUGACUAUACUCCCGUAGCGAAGUUAGGCCAGAGCAAGAACGGAAAUGUACCCACUCCAAGCACCUGUUACACCUCACCGACACUGACCGAUGAUGAAGGCGGUUCUGGCAAACGGAACAGAACCAGGGUCCGGGGUUCUUUUCAAUCCCGGCACGGACCAAAAGCAUACGGAGAAGGCACUCCGGGAUGUGCCUCUCCCAUGACGAAAAAAGACGAACACGUACACUGAGGCGGCAGCCCUUGCCGAUGAAGAUUCCAUCGGGUCAAUCCGGUACGUACAACCGG
Messenger RNA from Stomoxys calcitrans (stable fly), 1204 nucleotides. RefSeq lists its product as uncharacterized. The transcript has 2 exons. Lineage: Eukaryota; Metazoa; Arthropoda; Insecta; Diptera; Muscidae. Bases 97 to 726 code for a protein of 209 amino acids. The record is from RefSeq and is a predicted model, not a curated record.